Molecule: messenger RNA, 582 nt
Organism: Strongylocentrotus purpuratus (purple sea urchin)
Lineage: Eukaryota; Metazoa; Echinodermata; Echinoidea; Camarodonta; Strongylocentrotidae
Gene: stx8
Product: syntaxin-8
Exons: 7
Coding region: 1-582 (193 amino acids)
Source: RefSeq, a predicted model, not a curated record
AUGGCAGGAUUUGGCGGAGACUCAUGGAUGACCGACCAUGAUGCGUGCAUGCGAAUGGGUCAAACUAUCAUCGAAAUGAUAAACGAAAGAGACGGUCUGCAAAGGAAUGGAUCAAACUACUCAAAGAUCAAUGCAGAAAUCCGAUCCCGUAUCAGAAGGUAUCAACAGGAUAUCCAGUUACUGGAUCAAAAUCUCAAGAAAGCAUCAAGUUCAUUCCACUUAACCCAGAGGGAGGCAGACAGAAGGAGAGCAUUGGUCGAUAACCUGAAGGCCAAGGAGAAGAUCUUACACAACUCUUUCAAGCAAGACGUUUCAUUCUCGGCACCUGAAAGAACGAGCCUCCUGCCCAGUACCUCAGGCUUUGCUCAAGAUGGUUGGGGAGGUGUGAGCGAAGAAACAAGGAAUCUCUCUGUCAAUGAAUUGCAGCAAGAACAGCAAAGAAUACUUCAGGUACAAGACCAAGGUCUAGAUGAGCUGUCGGCCAUCAUCAACAAACAGAAGAGACUAGGACAAGUGAUCGGAAAUGAGGUGGAUGAACAUAUUGGCUCAAAGAUCAAGAUGAUUCGCAGCAUUUUGCCCUGA